AUGGAUUAUAGACUGCUGCUGCCGUUGUUCGGUCUCGUCAUCUCAGCUCUGUACUACGUGGCGAACAAUCUCAAUCAGAAGAGGAAGUUCGCUGCCAAAGAGAAAGAACUUCAAUGUCGCGACGCGCCUAUGUAUCCUGGAGGUGGAUUCCUCGGCAUCAACCAUGUGAAGGAAAUGAUGGCCGCCGACCAGAACCAGGCUUUUCCUGACUUGUUGAUCCGACGACAGGAGAAGAUGAAUGCAGUCACAGGCCGGAUUUGCGACACCUUCCGGACGGAUGCUUUAGGCCAGACGAUGUACUUCACGUCGGACCCGAAGAACAUACAGGCAAUGCUCGCAACCCAAUUCGAGGACUAUGACCUUGGACCGGCGCGACGAGGCAAUAUGAUCCGCACGUUGGGCGACGGGAUCUUCGUCCAAGAUUUCAAGCAGUGGGAGCACAGUAGGCAAAUGCUACGACCAAACUUCAUCAGAGAGCAGGUGUCAGAUCUUGAUCUCGAGGAGCGGCACGUGGAAAAUCUCCUGAAGGUUCUGCCCGUUGGACCGGACGGCUGGACGGCGGAAACCAACAUUCAGCCGCUCUUCUUUCGUUUGACAAUCGACUCGGCAUCCGAGUUCUUGUUCGGCGAGUCUGUUGAUAGCCAAAUUGCCGAAUCGGGUGCCAACAGCGAGAAAGACGAACUUGCUUUCAGUAAAAACUUCGACAGUGCGCAACUACAUAUGGCAAAGAGCUUCCGAUUUGGCGAUCUGUAUUGGCUCCACAAUCCCAAGGAGUUCAAGCAGAAUAACAAGGUUGUCAACGAGUUCGUUGCACACUACGUCAACCUCGCCCUACAGCACAGUACGCAAGAGAAGAAAGCCGAAGAACGUGCGCGUGACAGAUACGUCUUCCUCGAGGCUCUUACAGAACAGACACGCGAUCCCGAAGAGAUCCGUGCACAGCUUCUCAACAUUUUGCUCGCUGGACGUGACACUACGGCAUCCCUUCUCUCUUGGCUGUUCAAACUGCUACUGCGAAACCCACAGGUCUUUCAAAAGCUUCGCUCGACCGUGAUCGACACUUUCGGCACCUACGAAGACCCGCAAGACAUCACCUUCGCAACCCUCAAAGGCUGCCAAUACUUGCAACACACCAUCAACGAGGCGCUUCGUCUGUGGCCUGUCGUUCCGGGAAACGCUCGGAGAAGCAACAAAGUGACGACACUUCCCCGUGGAGGUGGGCCAGACGGCAAGAGUCCGAUUCUGAUCCCACCGCAAACGGACGUGAAUUACUCAGUCCAUGUGACUCAUCGUCGGAAAGACAUCUGGGGCCCCGACGCCGACGAGUUCAAGCCGGAACGGUUCGCUGGUAGGAAGCCGGGUUGGGAGUUUCUUCCGUUCAAUGGUGGACCGAGAAUCUGUAUUGGCCAGCAGUUUGCACUCACUGAGGCAAGCUACGUGACUGUUCGUUUGCUGCAACGCUUCGAUGCCAUUCAGCCCGGACAACAUGAGCUUGAGGACGAACCGAUGAGGAGCGCCCUGACGCUCACAAAUAGUCCGGCGAGGGGUGUUAUGCUUAGAUUGCACGAAGCCAAGUCGUAA
Molecule: messenger RNA, 1581 nt
Organism: Baudoinia panamericana UAMH 10762
Lineage: Eukaryota; Fungi; Ascomycota; Dothideomycetes; Mycosphaerellales; Teratosphaeriaceae
Exons: 3
Coding region: 1-1581 (526 amino acids)
Molecular function (GO): oxidoreductase activity, acting on paired donors, with incorporation or reduction of molecular oxygen; heme binding; monooxygenase activity
Source: RefSeq, a predicted model, not a curated record